AUUCUUUUUUUUUUUUCUCUGCUGAACAGGUUUGCUGUAAGUGUUGGUUACUGGAAGGACCCUUACAUCCAGUAUUUUGUGAGACAAGCCAAAGAAAGAAAAGCACCUGAAAUCAAUAGAGGCUAUUAUGCUCGUGUUCAUGGAGUCAGUUAUUUGAUUAAGGCUUUUCUAAAGAAGACAGAAUGCAACUGCCAAAUUGUUAAUCUUGGUGCUGGCAUGGAUACCCUGUUCUGGCGAUUAAAGGAUGAAAAUCUUCUCCCUAGAAAAUAUUUUGAAGUGGAUUUUCCAAUGAUAGUUGCAAGAAAAAUACAUAAUAUCAAAUCAAAACCUCCCCUGUCAAAACCAAUUAUGGAAUCCCAUUCAGGGGACUCUCUUCUAAUAGAUUCUCACAGCCUAGAGUCCAGUCGAUAUUCCAUAGUAGGAGCAGAUCUCCGUUUCUCAUCAGAUCUGGAGGAAAAGCUAAAGAAACAUAACCUGGAUAUACAUUUGCCAACGCUUCUGGUAGCAGAGUGUGUGCUGGUUUACAUGACACCACAGCAAUCUGCAAAUCUUUUAAAGUGGGCAGCAAGCACCUUUCCAGUGGCGAUGUUUAUAAAUUAUGAGCAGGUGAAUAUGACGGACCGCUUUGGACAGAUCAUGAUUGAGAACUUGCAGAGACGACAGUGUAACCUGGCUGGAGUGGAAGUUUGCAGAUCCUUAGACUCUCAGAGGGAACGACUGCUGUUAAAUGGCUGGGAAACUGCACGUGCCAUUGAUAUGAUGAAAGUGUACAGCUUUUUGCCACAGGCCGAUGUCAAAAGAAUAGAAGGACUUGAAUUCCUAGAUGAAAAGGAACUGUUUGAACAACUAAUGCAGCACUACUGCAUCUGCUGGGCUUCAAAGGACAGCAGUAACCUGGGUCUUGCAAACAUCACGUUCUAAUGCAUUUGCUGGCGGGAAGCCGUGGGCCCAGCAGCCACAGGGACUGCCUUCCCCGUGAGACAGGAUCACAGAAAUGAUGGGACUUUGCAUGUGCCAACCUCAGUCUGUGCAUCCGUGUAAGCGGUGCCGGUGCGGAAGGCGAUGGGUGCUGCUGAUGUCGACUGUCCUGUUGGUUUUUGGUAGUUCUAAUGAAUCUUUUUUUGCCCGUUGUGAGCAAUUGUUAUGAAGGCAAGACUUGCCUCCCAUUCCCAGAUAUGUAAUGAUGGACUUUCAUAAGAUGUCAGUAAUUCCUGUUCAAAAGCUUGCCUGCCUUAGUUUAAAACCGAAAGUAAAGUGUUCUUGGAUUAUAUGA
This is a messenger RNA of Athene cunicularia (burrowing owl), 1273 nucleotides long. RefSeq names its product leucine carboxyl methyltransferase 1 (gene LCMT1). The transcript has 10 exons. Gene Ontology annotation, cellular component: cytosol. Lineage: Eukaryota; Metazoa; Chordata; Aves; Strigiformes; Strigidae. The record is from RefSeq and is a predicted model, not a curated record. Bases 217 to 921 code for a protein of 234 amino acids. Gene Ontology annotation, molecular function: protein C-terminal leucine carboxyl O-methyltransferase activity. Gene Ontology annotation, biological process: C-terminal protein methylation.